Messenger RNA from Scomber japonicus (chub mackerel), 4208 nucleotides. It is a transcript of the gene calcoco1a, whose product is annotated as calcium binding and coiled-coil domain 1a. The transcript is spliced from 15 exons. Lineage: Eukaryota; Metazoa; Chordata; Actinopteri; Scombriformes; Scombridae. Bases 169 to 2127 code for a protein of 652 amino acids. The record is from RefSeq and is a predicted model, not a curated record.
CUGAGCCCGAGGAGGAAAGCACGACUUGUCUCGCUCACGUUUAUUGUGUUUUUUUCCCUCACGGCCUGUGACUCCUCUAUCUGAUAGAGAAACGUCUCCUUCACACUGUUUACAGAGAAGUCAAGACGGUAAAAGGUGCAAAAUAGCUUGCCUUUGUUUUGUGUUGCCAUGGAAAAGGCGUGGCGGGUGGACUUCAGAAACGUGGGCUGCAGUUACUUCCCUCAGAGCAGAGUCGAUUGCCACUACACACUGAGCUCACAGCACAGCUGGGCCAGCAGUGACUGGAUAGGGCUCUUCAAGGUGGGAUGGUCAUCAGUGAGGGACUACCACACGUUUGUUUGGGCACUGGCCCCAGCCGACUAUCAAGAGGGCACAGAUGUCAACUGCUGUGUGCAUUUCCAGGCUUCCUACCUACCCAAGCCAGGCUCCCAAGAGUAUGAGUUUGUAUAUAUUGAUGCAAAGGGGGAAGUGUGCUCCUACAGCUCUAAAUUCACAUUCUGCGCCCCGAAGCCACUUGAAGAUCUGGUGACCCUUGAAGAUGAGCCCCAUGGAGGGGAGGAAAGCACAGGCAUGCUACUGGUUGUACCCAGGGCUGAACUGCUACAGAGUCGACUGCAGGAAUAUCUGCAAGAGAGAGCUGAGCUGCUGCAGACCCAUGAGGCUGCAAACAGGCAAAGGGAGAAAGAGAAGGGGGACCACAAGAGAGCAAGGGAGGCCUGGGAGAGACGACACAAAGAGCUUGAAACUGACAUCAGCAGGUUGCAGGAAGAGCUAAAGCAGAAACAGGACAUGAUCGAGGAGACGGAGAGGAAGCAGAAGGAGGAGGAGGCUUUGAGAGAAUUGCUUACCCAAGAGAAAAGUGCUUUAUUGGAUGUGAGGGAGGCAAGCGAAGUGCGAAUGAGAGAGCUGGAGGAGGACAUCAAAGCCCUGACACAGAGAACUGUGGAAAGAGAGACCGAGUUGGAAAGAGUGAAGGAAAGAGCAAAGAGGGCAGGAGUUCAGAGGAAAGAGGAGGAGAGCGAGAGAAAGAGCCUGCAGAACAAGUUGGAACAGACAGAAGCUGAACUCAGAAGUCUAUCCAAGGAGUUCCAGGGCCUGAGGAACUCGCUGGCCCAGAGAGAUACCAGCGUCCUGCAGCUCCAAAACACCAUCACCACCCUCACCCAGAAACUCACCACUGCUCACAGGAAAGAGACCGAGAGCGAGGCAGCACUGAGGGAGAUGCGGAGCCUGCGAGAGCGUCUGAACGUGACUGAGCGUACUGCAGAUGGCUUGAAGAGUGAUCUAAGUACCAUGGUAGCCCAGAGGGAUCAAGGGCAGGCUGAACUGCAUCAAGCCCGUCUUCAGGCUGCCCAACUAACCCUUCAGCUAGCAGAUUCCAGUCUGGCCCUGAGGGAGGGCAGAGCCCAGUGGGCACAGGAGAGGCAAAGUCUGCAGCGCACUGCUGAGAAGGACCACGAGCGUUUGGAGAAACUCAAUGUAGAGAUGCAGAGAAUGGAGGAGAAGCUGCAGGAGGAGAGGAUGGAAAGAGUGAAGCUGGAGGUAGAGCUUGGAAGAGAAAAGGAUUGCAACCGGGUUCAGUUGAGUGAAACCCGCAGGGAGCUCCAGGAGUUGAAGGCCAACCUUAGGGUCAACCAAAAAGAGAAGGAACAGCUUCUUGCAGAGAAACAGGAGCUGAUGGAGUACAUCUGUCAGCUGGAGCAAAAGAUGGGAACAGCGGACAGUGCCAAGUGGAGCGCUGACCCCAUCGCUUCUACAGUGCGUCCUGGCAGUGCAUUAUCUGACUCUGAGGAUGAAAACCCAGAGGCCUUGCAGCCCCUCCGUCCACCAAGACCUCUGGGACACUACAGCCUGUGUGAGCAGGGCCAAUCUAACUCCUUGCUUCUCACCACCCCUCCUCCUUCCCCCAGAGAGGUGGAGAGGGGUGCAGUGGUCAUCAACCAGCCAGCCCCUCUCUCCUCGCCACACCAGGCUGGAGCAGACACUCUGGCACACAGCUCUGACUCGGAGGAGGAACCUGAUCCACUUCAGUGUGGAAGGCGCAGCUCUGAAGACGAUACAGCACUUUUGCUGCCUGAACACAUGGACACUGUUCUCAGUGAUCUGGCCGACACCUCGCUAUGGUAACCAGUGGACAUCCAGCCCACAACCAUGGCAAAUGAUCAGAAAGAGGAGGAGGACUUUCUUGGAGUUGGUGUGUUUUCCGCAUUACUUCCACUAACAAGCACAUAUACAGCUCUGAUAUGCAAUUGACAUUGUAUCUGCCGUGAACCUUGGUUUUUCCCCUCUAGACUGUUGUGUUAUUGCCCUAGCUGUUUCAUUGUUAGGAAUGACAUAAUGCUCAUGGUGGCAGGUCAACACCGUGUUUAUUACUGACAUAAGACUCUCGCACAGUUUGAAACGGCGGGCUUUUAGGCAUGGGCUCUGGCAUUUGAGAGUUUGCAGGCUGUAGCUGAAUGAUUUCUGUUGAAUCAUUGCUAUGUCGAGAGCUUUACGAUGGAUAUUAUGUCGUUUUUAUGACAUUUGUGAUUAGGAGUCAUGACAGGCACUGUAAUUAUGACGUUUUGCGCAGGGCCUAGCUCCACUGAAAAUCAUGGCAAAACUCUCUUCCAGCAUUAAAUUUCUUCACAGCAGCUUUGAAUGCAGCAUAAAGUAACGAUACGGCAUCAUGUUAGAAUUAUAUCACAGUAAUGUAAGUCUAUGACAUCAUAUUUCUCCUCCAUUUACUCAGAACUAAGAUUUGAUAUGCACUUUCUUGUACGCAUUAGCGGCUGCUGUUGUCACAGGCAGUUCAAGAGAUUUAGAGAUGCAGAGGCUCUCUAAGAUGGACAGGCAUUUGAAAUAGAAAGCUCAUUGAAUAGAUUUUGUCUAUUGAGAUAGAUGCCAGAUGCAACUUGCUACUUCAAUAACUUCAUAUCAAUAUUAUUAUAAUAUUAAUGCUCAUAAGCUUUUCACUAUAGAUGCAAUCUUUACUUGUUUAACGAUCCUGGAUUUUACAUUUCAUAACUAUUGGAAUGAAAUGCUAAUUUACUAGCUGGUCAUUUGGAUAUUCAGUCUUUAUUACAGUUUGUAUUGUACAGAAAUAUUGAUUCAUGCUCACAAGUAGUUUUAAAUUUGUGUCUAAAAGAAUUAAAUAAGAGUCUUAUUAAAGAUUAAUCACCUUUAUAGAUCCUGACAUCAUGACAUGGUGUGGGUAUUUUUCCCUAGCCCUAUGGCAAAGUACUGCCUAAUAAAAAAUUGCUGCCUACCUUUUAAUCAAUACUGUAUGCAUUUUUCAUGAUAUUCUAUUUAUAAUUAACUUGAGUUAUGCUGCAAUGAAACUAUAUUCAGGUUUAGUUUGAAAUAAAUGUUUUGGUUUUACACACAACUGUUUGUGCAAAUGUGUGACCAUUUUUCUGUGCUUGGCUAAGAAGAUUUGCUAGACACUUUGAUGCUUGACUUUAUCUGCUGUAUUUGCACCCUAUUUUUACUAUAGAAGAGUUUUUAGAUGAAAAGUUGAUAUAUGAAUACUUAACAAUGUAUCAGGUGUGUCUUUCCAUUAUUAUCUAAAUCAUUACCAUUGUGUGUUUGUAUUUACACAUUAUGUUACCUACACUUUUUUUGUUUUUGUUUUUAAAUACUGACUCUGUUAAGAUUUCAUAUUGGAGGUAUUUUGUUGCAAAAUAUCGGUGUUAAUGAAAGGGAAUGAUACCAGCACGAUGAGCUUAAGUUAGAAGUGAACAUGUGUCAAUGAUCUGCAAAAGUAAUUAUGUUUCAACUAUUUUAGCAGGAACAGGAUUAUUAAAAAGUUAUGAGAGGAGUUUCAGCCGGUUUUGUAGUAAAUGUCUGCCCAACCUCUCAUUUACCUUGUGUCACAAGGUUUGCUAGUGUUGCAGUACAUGUUGAUUCUCCAUAUAUAGAAUGUUUAGAAUGUUCUUUCCCAGAAGAUAGUGUACUAUGUGUAUUCUCCAUAGUCUUUGUUUGUGGUUGUAAUCUGACUUUAUGUCCUGGGGAAGUAAUUUUUUUGUUGAUCCACUGAGAGUUCCAGUGUGAGUGCUCCUCGUCAGGCACACUGCCGCACAUUGCAAUAAAGCUCCAGCGGUUAUGGUUUGUUUUUAAAGUUUUGUGUGUGUGUGAAGGUUAUCAUAUGUGUACACCACCGUGUAUUUUCUUAUCAGUCAUGUAACAGGGUUUGGGCGGGGUUCUGUAUAAUAAAAUGGUUUAUGUAU